Messenger RNA from Talaromyces stipitatus ATCC 10500, 1704 nucleotides. RefSeq names its product CwfJ domain protein. Gene Ontology annotation, biological process: mRNA splicing, via spliceosome. Gene Ontology annotation, molecular function: RNA lariat debranching enzyme activator activity. NCBI's taxonomy places the organism in Eukaryota, Fungi, Ascomycota, Eurotiomycetes, Eurotiales, Trichocomaceae. Gene Ontology annotation, cellular component: post-mRNA release spliceosomal complex. Bases 1 to 1704 code for a protein of 567 amino acids. The transcript has 2 exons. The record is from RefSeq and is a predicted model, not a curated record.
AUGAUCGAUAUUCACUUUGAAUUCCUAACAGCAAACAAAUUGAAAAUCAUGGCUUCAAAAAUUUUGGUCCUGGGCACUGUAAAUUGCGCCUUUCAACAAGUAUUUACCAAGCUCGCCAAACUUCAGGCCAAGCAGAACUUUGCUUUCGCCAUUGUAGUUGGCGAUCUCUUUGGUGAAGGGACAAGUGAGGAGGAGCUGAAUCAAAUCUCAGCUCUACUUGCGGGAAACAUUGUUGUACCCCUACCCACAUACUUCAGUGUCGGCAAAAAUCCAAUUCCGACGAGGGUAGUUGAGAAAAUACAGGCAGAUGACGAAGUGUGUCCUAACCUGUAUUUCCUUGGAAGAAGAGGCACAUUGAAGACAUCGGAGGGCAUUAGAAUUGCUGCUCUUGGAGGUGAAGUUCUCACAGAUGGCCAAUCUGACCCAAAUGUGAAUAAAAGAUACCACUCUCGCUACACGGAAUCCGACGCUCGUUCUCUUUACGGUGUACAUGAUACUGACAUUCUGAUUACAUAUGAAUGGCCUAAAGGCGUGACAGGGCGGUCUAAUGUUCCUCUUACAGAUAAAGUCGCGCCAGAGGGUGUUCAAUGUGUAGCCGAUGUUUGCUCGACGUUAAAGCCGCGUUAUCAUUUCUCUUCCAAGGCCGACUUCUUCUAUGAACGAGAACCAUUCUUCCACAUACCAACAGAGGAGAAUCCGGAUACGAAAUUCGUCACCCGUUUCAUCAAUAUAGCCUCAUACGGCAAUCCAUCAGGGCAAAAAUGGAUGUAUGCAUUUACAUAUGAUCCAAAGGCCCCAAUACCGGAGACUAUACCCACGGGUACAACCGUGUCUCCUCUUGCCAAUGUUGCUAGAAAGAGACCUGCUUUGGAGAGCCAAAAUCAGGGUUUCCAACGAUUUUCAAGAGGCAAUAAUGAGCGGCCCCAGAAACGUGCGCGACGGCCCCCGCCUGGUCCCGGAGAGUGCUUUUUCUGUCUUUCCAACCCCAACAUCGCCACGCACAUUAUUGCCUCAAUCGGUAACGAUGCAUAUCUCACUACAGCCAAAGGUCCGCUUACGAAGUCGGACAUGUAUCCUCUUCUAGGGUUUCCCGGCCACAUGUUAAUUAUCCCUCUCAUACACUCCCCUACUUUUUCAUCCAUAGCGGACCCCGAAGCGCGAAGGAGUACAUACGAUGAGAUGCAGCGAUAUCGUGUUGCAUUGAAUGAUAUGGUCCGUGAGAAGAGCAAAAGCAGUCUGGGAUCGGUUACUUGGGAAGUCAGUCGUGGUAAUGGUAUCCACGUACAUUGGCAAUACCUCCCUGUUGCCUCAGACCUGAUAUCAAAGGGUCUGGUAGAAGCAGCAUUCAAAGUCGAAGCAGAGAAUUUACAAUACCCGAAAUUCAAGUCCUCUGCAAAUGACGAUGGCGCAAAUGAAGUUGGAGAUUACUUCCGAGUCUGGAUUUCGCAGCCUGCAACCGACGGAGACUCGAAGGAUCAAACGGAGUCAUCAAAGAGCGGAUCCGACAAGAUUCUGAUUCUGGCCUUGACUCCGGACUUCAGGUUUGAUUUGCAGUUUGGCCGCCGGGUGAUGGCAAAGCUGUUACAGCUCGAAAAGCGAAUGGAUUGGAGGGAGUGUGAACAGACGACAGAGGAGGAGGUUACGGAUGUCGAGGCUUUCAAAGACGCUUUCAAGAAACAUGAUUUCUCACUCGAAGAAGAAUAG